AUGGCUGCCGUCACCACCAACGCCACCAUCACCACCUUCGGGGGCCGCCUCCUCAAGCUCACCCACCAGUCUGCCACGACCGGCACCCCCAUGAACUUCAACCUCUUCAUCCCCCCCGGCGCCUCCUCCUCCAAGCCCGCGCCCCUCCUCAUCUACCUGUCCGGCCUGACCUGCACCCCGGAGAACGUCACCGAGAAGGGCUUCCUGACCGCCCACGCAGGGCCCCUGGGCAUCGCCCUCCUCUACCCGGACACCUCCCCACGCGGCACCGACCUCCCCGGCGAGCACGACGCCUACGACUUCGGCAGCGGCGCUGGCUUCUACAUUGACGCCACCAAGGAGCCAUGGAGCAAGAACUACAAGAUGGAGUCUUACGUCUCCAAGGAGCUCCCCAGCGUCGUCUUCAAUGAGUUCAAGGAGAUCGACUCGAGCCGCGUCUCCAUCUCCGGCCACUCCAUGGGCGGGCACGGCGCCCUGACCCUGUACCUCAAGAACCCGGGCAAGUACAAGAGCGUGAGCGCCUGGGCGCCCAUCUCCAACCCCAUCAACGCGCCGUGGGGACAAAAGGCCUUCAGCGGGUACCUGGGCGAGGACAAGGAGGAGUGGAAGAAGCACGACGCCUCUGAGCUGGUCAAGGGCUGGAAGGGUCCCUUGAAUGCGCUCGUGGAUGUGGGUACCGGUGAUAACUUCUACAAGCAGUCUCAGCUGCUGCCCGAGAACCUUGAGAAGGCUGCCAAGGACGCUGGCGUCGGUGGCCUCGAGGUCCGCUAUCAGGAUGGCUACGAUCACUCCUACUUCUUCAUCUCCACCUUCGGAGCCGACCAUCUGAAGCAUCACGCCAAAUUUCUUCUGUAA
Clonostachys rhizophaga is the source of this 855-nucleotide messenger RNA. The record is from the annotation of a GenBank genome assembly. Lineage: Eukaryota; Fungi; Ascomycota; Sordariomycetes; Hypocreales; Bionectriaceae.